GUGGACGCGGCCGGUGGCAGCGGGCGGCGCGGCAGGCGGCGGGCUCCGGGCUGCCUCAGGGCCGGCGGCGCGGCUCAGGCGCGGGCUCUGCUGGCCCGGCGCGGCCUCGGGUGCCCAUGGGGCGCGGAGGGCCGGGCCGGUGACGCCGGACGCCCAUGGACGCCCCGGAGGAGCCGCUGCCGCCGGUGGUCUACACCAUGGAGAACAAGCCCAUCGUCACCUGUAUUAGGGUGUUGACUGUUGACAACAUUCUGUGUUCCCAUGGCUUUAUGCAUUUACUGUUUUGGAAUUGUCUUCCAUGCUUUGAAUGAAAGCACCAUUACAAAACCUGGUGUCCACGGUGAUGAGACCUCUGUUUACUCCUCUUUCUGCUGCCUUCUGCCUCCUCUCCACAUGCUCCUGUGCUGGAGAGCAGAAUUUAUUUACUUCUAUUUAUCCAACGCUUUCCCAGCAGCUCCCGAGAGAACCGAUGGAAUGGAGGAGGUCCUAUGGCCGCGCCCCCAAGAUGAUCCACCUCGAGUCAAACUUCGUUCAGUUCAAAGAGGAGCUGCUGCCCAAAGAAGGAAACAAAGCUCUGCUCACCUUCCCCUUCCUUCACAUUUACUGGACGGAGUGCUGCGAUACAGAAGUGUACAAAGCCACGGUAAAGGAUGACCUCACCAAGUGGCAGAACGUUCUGAAAGCUCAUGGCUCUGUGGACUGGUUGAUAGUAGUAGUUGAAAAUGAUGCCAAGAAAAAAAAUAAAACCAACAUCCUUCCCCGAACUUCCAUUGUGGAUAAAAUACGAAAUGACUUUUGUAAUAAGCAGAGUGACAGGUGUGUCGUGCUCUCUGAUCCCUUGAAGGACUCUUCCCGAACUCAGGAAUCCUGGAAUGCCUUCCUGACCAAACUCAGGACGUUGCUUCUUAUGUCUUUCACCAAAAACCUAGGCAAGUUUGAGGACGACAUGCGAACCUUGAGGGAGAAGAGGACGGAGCCGGGCUGGAGCUUCUGUGACUACUUCAUGGUCCAGGAGGAGCUCGCCUUUGUCUUCGAGAUGCUGCAGCAGUUCGAGGAUGCCCUGGUGCAGUAUGACGAGCUGGACGCCCUGUUCUCGCAGUACGUCGUCAACUUCGGGGCUGGGGAUGGUGCCAAUUGGCUGACUUUUUUCUGCCAGCCAGUGAAGAGCUGGAAUGGCCUGGUGCUCCGCAAGCCCAUAGACAUGGAGAAGCGGGAGCUGGUCCAGAGGCGGGAGGCCACCCUGCUUGACCUGCGCAGCUACCUGUUCUCGCGCCAGUGCACCCUGCUCCUGUUCCUGCAGCGGCCAUGGGAGGUGGCGCAGCGUGCCCUGGAGCUGCUGCACAGCUGCGUGCAGGAGCUGCGGCUCCUGGAGGUCUCCGUCCCGCCGGGUGCACUGGACUGCUGGGUGUUUCUGAGCUGCCUGGAGGUGCUGCAGAGGAUAGAAGGUUGCUGUGACCGGGCACAGAUAGACUCCAACAUCGCGCACAUGGUGGGGCUGUGGAGCUAUGCCACAGAGAAGCUGAAGUCUUUGGGCUACCUGUGUGGACUUGUAUCAGAGAAAGGCCCUGACUCCGAAGACCUGAACAGGACGGUUGACCUUCUGGCGGGCCUGGGAGCGGAACGACCUGAAACAGCCAACGCAGCUCAGAGUCCUUACAAGAAACUCAAGGAGGCGCUGUCGUCAGUGGAAGCUUUUGAGAAGCACUACUUAGAUUUGUCCCAGGCUACCAUUGAAAUGUACACGAGUAUUGGGAGGACCCGGUCCGCCAGAUUGGUUGGAAAAGAUCUGGCUGAGUUUCACAUGAGGAAAAGGUCCCCACAGAAGGCAGAGAGCUACCUUCAGGGUGCUCUGAAGAGCUACCUGGCAGAGGGCUGGGCCCUGCCUGUCACGCACACGCGGAAGCAACUCGCUGAAUGCCAGAAGCACCUCGGGCAGGUGGAGAACUACCUGCAGACCAGCAGCCUUCUAGCCAGUGAUCAUCACCUGACCGAGGAGGAGCGAGAGUACUUUUGCCAGGAGAUACUCAGCUUUGCCAGGGGAUCUGCAGAUAGCCCGGGUCACAAGGUGGUGCUGCCCAUGCACUCCUUCGCACAGCUGCAGGACCUGCUCUUCGACCCCCCCAAUGCCGUGGUCCACGCAGGUGGCAUCUUGUCCCUGGAGAUGACCAUGUGCAGCCAGAUGCCGGUCCCCGUGCAAGUAGACCAGAUCACCGUCAACGUCCACUUCAGCAUUGAGAAGAACAGCUACCGGAAGACUGCUGAGUGGCUGACCAAGCACAAGACGCCCAACGGGAUUAUCCACUUCCCGGCCGAGGGCUCCCCGCUGCCCGCUGCCCAGAACAGCUUGCCCGCGCUGGAGCUGUCAGAGGUGUUUGAGCGCAGCCCUUCUGAUAACUCCUUGAGCACUGCGGGCAUCAUCUGCAGAAAUGUCCACAUGCUGCUGCGGAGGCAGGAGAGCGGCUCUUCCCUGGAGGUGCCCUCGGGGGUGGCCCUGGAGGAUGGGGCCCACGUGCUGAAGUGUAGCAGUGUGACCCUGGAGCCCGGGGCCAACAGGGUGGCAUUCAGGACUCAGGCCAAGGAGCCGGGAACGUACACGCUGCGGCAGCUGUGUGCCACGGUGGGUCCCGUGUGGUUCGUGCUUCCGCAUAUCUACCCCAUCGUGCAGUAUGACGUGUAUUCUCAGGAGCCCCAGCUACAUGUGGAGCCACUGGCUGAUAGCCUUUUGGCUGGUAUUCCUCAGAAGGUCAAGUUCACUGUCACCACUGGCCACUACACGGUGAAGAAUGGGGACAGCCUGCAGCUCAGCAACGUGGAGGCUAUGUUGGUCCUGUGUCAGGGGGAGAACAGAGCAGUGAUCUACUCUAACUCGAGAGGUACUGUGCAGGCAGAAGAGUCCCACACUGCGGUGUUCCGGAUCCAGUCUUCUGACAAGGUUACAAGCAUCGGGCUGCCUGCCACGCCUGCGUACCACGUGAUUGAGUUUGAGCUGGAGGUCCUGUCCCUGCCAUCAGCUCCAGUGUGUAGUGGGGAGAGUGCCACACUGGGGACUCCGGAGCCGCCCAGGAAGCAGAAGGACAGACAGAGGGGGGCCCCCUGCAUGGUCACCACCGACCACAAGGUGUCCAUCGAUUGCCCAUGGUCAAUCUACUCCACUGUCAUUGCGCUGACGUUCAAUGUGCCCUUCAGGACCACGCACUCGCUGCUGUCUGCUGGAACCAGGAAAUACAUUCAAGUUUGUGUCCAGAACUUGUCAGAGCUUGACUUCCAGCUGGCAGAGAGCAAUCUUGUAGAUACCAGGGACACUGCUAACCUGCAAUUGACACCACUGAAUGUGCCAUCCCCGCAGCACAUCCACAGCAAGCAGUCCGUGUUUUUCGUGUGGGAGUUGAAGUGGACGCAGGAGCCUCCCCCUGCCCUGCACUGCCAGUUCUCUGUGGGCUUCUCCCCUGCUUCUGAAGAGCGGCUGCGCAUCUCCCUAAAGCCCUACACAUACCAAUUCCAAGUGGAGAGCUUCUUUAGGGUGACUGCACAGCCCUUUCUUCUUGUGCUUGAAAAUGUCCGACUGAGGAGACUGGAAAGCUCUGGGCAAGGAUUCCCCAAGACGCGGAGUCUGUGGCACGAGUGUUGGGGGACCCUGUACAACGUGAAGGCAGAGGUGCUGCCGCCCGUGGGUGCGGAGUACUGCAGGACUGGCUCGCUCUGUUCCUUGGAAGUAUCCAUCACGCGGCUUGCCGACCUCCUGGAGGUAGACAGGGACGAGGCGCUGACGGGGUCCGACGAGUAUUUCUGCACGAAGCUCAUGUAUGAAGUGGUCGACAACAGCAGCAACUGGGCAGUGUGUGGCAAGAGCUGUGGCGUCAUCUCCAUGCCUGUGGCUGCCCAGGCCACUCACAGAGUGCACAUGGAGGUGAUGCCUCUCUUUGCGGGCUACCUGCCGCUGCCCGACGUCCGGCUGUUUAAGUACCUCCCGCACCACUCCGCGCACUCCUCCCAGCUGGAUGCUGAUAGCUGGAUUGAAAAUGACAGCCUGUCCGUUGACAAGCACCCGGACGACCAGCUGGACUGCAGCAGCAUGCGGAGUAGAGGCAGUGUGUACUCGGCCAGCAGCGGAGAGCACAAGGGCCUGCCCAUGCCCAGGCUGCAGGCGCUCCCCACUGGCCAGGUCUUCAACUCCAGCAUGGGCACGCAGGUCCUGGUCAUCCCCAGCCAAGACGACCACGUCCUAGAAGUCAGCGUGACAUGACAGCAGCGCUGUGGUCGUCUGCACCUCAGACUGCUGCAAUUGCACUUUAGGGACUGUGGCUGGAUUGUUCUCUCUUGUAACAUGCUAGCUCUGACCAGACCAGUGGCCCUGCUCGGCCACAGAGGUACGGAGGUACGGCACUGUGCAGCCGGUCAGCGGAGGUAGAGCAUCCCCUCGUCUUGUCUGAUGUGGACCUGUGUUCUUUUCUUCCCUGUCCCUGUGCUUAUGUCUGACUGUGUAUGCCGCAGCCCUGCCAUCACUCCAUAUUCAUUGCUAUGGGACCCUUACCUGGGGCCCCCUCACAGCCCCAUGUGCUGGUCCUGGCCGGUGCUCAGUAGGCCUCGCUGGCUUCCUGUGAUGCCCGUCUCCCCUCUUCAGAUGGCUGCCCAACUUCUGGGCCGACAGAGUGCACUUGGGGGUCUUCUGAUUACAAGCCUUGCUUUGCUUUCCUCUGGUAACCCCUUUAGGGCCGGCAGGUAGGGUGCCCAUGGCUUGGGGGGAAUAUAACCCCUCUGUGCUUUGGAUCCCAGUCAGCAGGCCAGGGGAGCCACAGGCCAGAGCCGUGUUAAAGGUACAUGAGGCCUAGGCCAGGGCAAGAGGAGCAGUGUGGGCUGCAGUAGUGUAGGUGUCCAUGUUCCUGGCCCGUGUUCCCCAGUGUGGAUUAUCACAUGCCCUUGGAAUUAAAUAUAUAUUUAUUUUAAUUGUCAUUUUAUAUGUAGGGUUAAGAUGUUUUCUUUUCUCUCAUCUUUAAGUCAGUUCAUGUAAUUGGAGCUGUAUAGUCACAUCUUCCUUUUGCACCUAAGUCUUGGCUGAUGCUCUGCGUGGAGAGGGAUGGGGAGGACUUGGCCCGGAGUAACCUCUGCUGGUCCACUUGGCUGCAGUCAUACCGUACCAACAGGCUACUUCACUUUUGGUUGUAAAUUUAAUUGUACAUAUGGUUGAUUUAUUAUUUUUAAAAGUACAGACUAACUGAUGUAAUGUUUAUGUAUAAGUUGCACCAAAAAAUCAAGGACAAAAUAAAUGUGUUUUUAUUGGUGUGAAA
Cavia porcellus (domestic guinea pig) is the source of this 5285-nucleotide messenger RNA. RefSeq names its product trafficking protein particle complex subunit 10 (gene Trappc10). The transcript is spliced from 25 exons. Gene Ontology annotation, cellular component: TRAPPII protein complex. Lineage: Eukaryota; Metazoa; Chordata; Mammalia; Rodentia; Caviidae. The record is from RefSeq and is a predicted model, not a curated record. Bases 308 to 4243 code for a protein of 1311 amino acids. Gene Ontology annotation, biological process: early endosome to Golgi transport; intra-Golgi vesicle-mediated transport.